AUGGUCCCUAGAUUGGAAGAUAUAGUCAAAGAAAGAGAAUUGACAGGUCUCACAAGAUCGAGCUUUGAGGAAUCCAUGCUGAGCAACACUCAGUAAGUUGUUCGCUGUUAAGUGACACAUCAUCUUAUCUUUGGUCAAUGUCUCUAAGAUCUUCGAAACUGCGGGUAGGAAGCUGCGCAACUCUAAAUAGCAAUAUUUGUUAAAAUCCGGCCCAAAAGUUUCUGCUGGCAUUCAAUGCGUUCCUUUUCAGAUUGUCGCGUGCUGAUGACUUUUUUUACAUCGGUAUAGAAAGAGCCGAUAUUUAAAACUGAGAAAUUCUGCAGAUCUUUCAGAAGGUUGGAGCACGUGACUUAUGGUAGUCAACCUUACAUAAUAAAGUAUAUAAUUCUUAAUUUGACCAAAUCCUACAGAAAUUGAUAUGUCGAGGAACAGCAACAGAUUAAGCAUACAUAUAUGUGAUUUUAGGCUGAUUGUAGCAACCAAGAAAGCCCGAUAGCUGUGCGGAGGUACCUGCGUAACCGAUUCGAGGUCCACGCUUUGCAUUAUGUGUCCACUUAAAAAUUAACUUCCUUGUCAUCCUUAGCUUAAGUUUAUGGUGUGAGAAACUAAAUCUACAUUGAGAUUUUCGUGGCCACCCCAAACCUAUGGUCGGUAAGGUUGUCAACUGACGGUACAAAUUAAUUCAGCAUGUAGAUGUGACAAAUGAUGCAAUGGCCACACAAUAAUUUCAUAUCUUAAAAUUUGCACCGAAAUGGAAUUUGGCUAGGAAGUGAUGUCUUAAUGUAACGGACUGCGGUCAUCCGUUUUAGAGCUUUUAACUAAUUAAAGUUUAGGUCAAAGGCCUGUAAAACUCAGAGGUCUAUUGAAACUGCACUUCUGUUUUUGCUGUUGCGUUGCUUGCAUGCGACCGCCCUGUCUGGUAUAUUUACAUUGACACAGUGUACUGCUUAUCUUCCAUUUAGCAUUCAAGUAUUUUUUCCCCGUUUUCAUCCGUGUUAAGGGUUUCAUAUAUAUGAAUUAAUUAAUUCAUAUAUUAAUAUAUAUUAAUAUAUAUUCUAUGAGUUAGGUUAAAUUCUAUAUAUAGGUUAAAUUCUAUACAUAAGUUAAAUUCUAUAUAAGUUUAAACUUAUAUAGAAUUUAAUUUAUUUAUAGAAUUUAGAUUAUAUAUAGAAUUUAACCUAACUCAUAGAAUGUAGAAUUUAACUUAAAUUGAAUUUAACUUAUAUAUGCGUAAUAUAUAUUCCAAUCGUUUUAUGGUUUCGGUUCCUAGGUUUCAUGGACGUGAUUGCAAAAUAUAUCAAGAAACAGCGCAAGCAAAGAAAACUUCGUUCGCCCUCACCAGUAAAUAAUUUUUUCUAAUACUAUUACAUUUUACAAGACGAGUAGAUUUGUCGAAGAGUCACUCAUCUCCAGUGAGCUUCAGGGAAGUUACGACGGAAAUGAGGGAGGACAUGUUAACUAUGGAAAAAUUUCUUUCAAAAAUAUCUCAUCAAAUACCGCCUCCUGCUGUCGUGUAAGUGUUGUGGUAAUCAACAUAUAUAUAUAUAUAUAUAUAUAUAUAUAUACAUAUAUGUAUCCAUGUGUGUCGAUUUGUAGGCGCGAAAUGUCGACAUUUCGCUCCUACAUUUGAAAUAGUGAACACCAUUAGAAUUGUAUUGGUGAAUGGAUUUCCUUCUAUUAAUAUACAAAUUUGUAUGUUGUCCAAAACAUACGUAUCUACGUAUCAUAAUUCGUCUGAACCUAAUUUUGAACUGCUCUCAUCAUCUUAUUUUUUAAAGUACCUGCGACUGUCUGAACCAGAAAUAUUAGACGGCGUAAUAACGUUGCUGACAGACUACUGGAAAUUAUUCGAUGACUCAGAGAACCUUGUCUGCUUAUCUUUCCUUGGUUCAGUAGACGAAUAUUCCCUCGAGGAAUUACAACAAACCCUUCUGCAGGUAAGUGGAAUUUGAUCCUGACCUUGAGUAUUUAGGUCGGAAUUUAUUUUAAGUAAGUUUAAGCCAGCAUAAUAAUUAACGUUUAUUGUUUAAAAGAAAUUAUGUCUACAUCAACGAAAAGAUCCUGCCUAACGAUAACAUUAUUGCUUCGUUUUGUAUUUCACACAAGUGUCUGCGCAAAGGAUUGGAUGUUUUGCUUGGCUUAGUCACCAUUCUAAGCCCGAGGAAAUUUAAAACAUCUAUAAGAACGUUUCGAUUCCUUGCCUACUUCUGCAUUCUAAACGUUACUUAGUAAUUAACUGCAAGAUAUACUAGAUUAUCAAUAAUUUUAUAUGCGCCUGGGAGGCUAAAUUUAUUACGUGUUUUAAACCUUUGCUAAGCGCAGUCAGUGUUCGGAAAACAUCUCAAUUCACAAAUAACUGCGUAAUAUUAAAAAAAACCCUAUACAUUAUUUUGCCGCUAAUAUUGAUCGUUAACCGGUAUCCAUUAUUGGACAAUUUUAUUUUAAAUGCGUCAAUCGUCCAGCACUCUCCGAUAUUUUGAAACCCAAUUUGUACACUUACAGUGGGCAUAAUGUUUCCAAUUAGACUUUAUGGACUUUGAAUGCAUCAAUACGUCUUUUGAGAAGAACUGAUGGCGUUAUCUUGCUAAGGAUACUUACAGAUUAUUUUUCGCAUGGCCCCCAACAAACUAGAGACAAAGAUAAACCGUGUGCAUAAUUAUUUUUCAUAAAAGCUUGUCCAUUUUUGGAGCAGUCCUUUGACCAAAAAUUGCAACUGUGGUCUGGUCGACUUUGUCUGGACAUACCGAUUAAGCAAUGCUGCUGAUUUAAAAGAUAAGCGAGAUUAUAAAAAGAGAGCAAAUGAAAAUCUUUUGCCUACAGCAUGAAAAACCAGUAGUGCUUUUCUCUGUUUUUAACCACUUACCCGAAACGUAUACCGUGUGCUUGCACUGCGUACUUUUGCAAGCUAAAUAGUAUUGUGAACGCCGGUUUCGACAAUGUCGACUACGUGCUUCACAUCAAGGGGGCUGACUUGCGCAUGGACCACGCAUGGAUCAGUGCUACAUAUACCGCACGCCCUCCUGUUUUCCACCUGGGCUCGUUUUCAUGACAGAACCAAGAAAGCUGGAGGUAUGAGAGGACGCAAGUGACAGGAAAAGUGAAAAUCCGCACCUACUCAUACCAUCGAGCUCCCUGAUCUACAACGAACGCAUGCAGGGAUUUUAAGGCAACAGCAUGAGGAUAGGGGCAGCGGCACGGAUCUCAGCUUUCACGGCGUGGACUUAAACCCCAUCACAUGUAGACGAAGAGCCUCGUGAAGAAGAGCCGAAGAACACACUUAUCAUUUACGUGACAGGUGUUUGCGCUGGAUGGCGGUGAUUGAGUGCAUGUGUCAUGCACGAGUUGGGUGGGGAGAAUGUGUGGUGAUGUAGUCAAGUCCUACGUUAAAUAACCGCAGAUUUUCACGGAUGUGCAUGCGGUCAAUUAGGCUCAUGUGGUAAGUUAAUGUAGGUGGCAAGCGUGGACAAUGUAGCCGGAUGCGAGGAAUGUAUGUAGGGGCCCCGGGCACUGGUUUGCUAGUGUCCGUGCGACGGUCUCGUCAGUGACCCACCGGGCCGAUGCUGGAGGCGAAGGAACGGUGGCAGUGUAGACAGGAUAAGUCGGAAGGGUGCUGAGUUGGGGGGGUGUACUGCCUUAACCAGUGGUUGCGUAGGUGGGAGGGCUGGAGAUGCGAGUGUUGAUGGGUGUGCAAGAUGUAUUGUGUCGGCACCGCGGUGUGUUCCGCUGUUAUGGAUGCGCAUGUGGCGGAAUAGAACCAUGUAAUGAUUGAACGUGCGAGGACAAUACGGACGGUUACGUCGGGUACGACGUAUGUAUUGUUGUGCUUCUGAUACCGACUCGACAGUCCCUGUGCGAUGGACUCGUUAGUAAUUGACCUGGCCAAUGCUUGAGGUAAAUAUGCGGUCGUUAUGAAGGCAUGUUGGCCUGGAAACCUUAUUGUUGGUGGUGGUGGUGGUGGUGGUGGUGGUGGUGGUGGUGGUGGUGGUGGUGGUGGCACUUCUCUUGAGGCUGGUGGCCUCGAAUUUCAUAUCGGUGAUAGCAUGAUGUCGUCGGAGGCCACACUAGCUUCUUGGGGGGAAUCCUCGUUGUAGAUGGCCGUUAAGAUGGCUGAGGAGGGGGAGGAGGAGGAGGAGGAGGCGAGCGGAUAAUUUCCCUGCGCUGUUGAUAAGCUACAUAACUCUGUGAUUAUCACAGAGUUGUCGGUUUCCUUCGCUCUUGUGGGUCUGGACGACUGUCGAAUACUUGAAAUCCUGAGGGACCGGUUCUCGGAGUCACAUCUCACGGAAUAACGCUGUGAGUUGAUUCAUGAACUGGGGACCGCCGCGCUUGUAUGUUUCAGCUGAGGUCGUUCCGGAGCCUGGUGUUUUCCUGUCGGAGAGUUUUUACGCGACGCGGAUGGCCAUUCGAAAGGAAGGGCGGAAGGUCCACAUGGUGAGCCGGUCGAUGGGAAGUUUGGGACCCUGGGUGGACGGUUGAAGUCAUUAAAGAGGUGUCCGACCCAACGCUUCAGAGUCCGCUACUUAUUGCUUGGAAUGGUUGAUCCGUCAAUGUUGAGAAGCGGGACAGUUCCUUUGAAUAAGACCGUAGACAGCCUUAGUCGCCGCCAAGAGGUUAUUUGAUCCAUCACGGUUCUCAUACCCUUGUAUCUCCUCGAUCUUUAAGGCCAUCCAGGCGUUCCUUGUUUCCCGCAACCGUUGUUGGACAAGGCAGUGACAUAUACAGAUGACCGUUAUGUUUGCAUCGGUCGGGCAACCAAUGUCGGUCCUGUGUAGCCUGUUCUUUCCGGAGAGCAGGUUUCUGAUGACUACUCGUUUUCGUAAAACUGGUCCUGCUGCUGUCGACGUUCACGUUCCGCAGUAGGCACCACCGAGUCUCCACGAAAGCGUUUUUAUUUGGAACUUACAGGUCUCUAAUCGCUGGUUCGGCUGAUUGUGUCCUCCUGCGAGGUUGUAUUCGGACCUUUAUCUUGGAGAUGAGAAAGUGAUUAAUCCAGCUAUCCAGAUCGCCUUGAUCGCCAACACGUCCUGUCGACCUCGCCUCUGAACGAGGACGUAGUCCAGCAACUGCCAGGGCCACGAUCGGGGGGGGGGGCUGCAUUCAGGGGCGCCUUCUUGCGCAUCAGAAGGCGGAAAGAGUUGUUGGCCAGGAGGAUACGGUGUUUUGCGCAGGUCCGCAGGAGACCGUCGCCAUUGCAACUGCUGAUUCUGUUGAGAUCUAGCACCCCCCUCCAGACAGCGUAGUCUGUUCCGACCCGGACAUUGAAAUCACUGCGGCAACCAGCUUGUCCACCUUCGGCACAGUCGCCAGGAGAACGUGCAAGUCUUCAUAGGACUUCCACAUUGCAGCUGGUCACUGGUGGGCGUAGACACUGACGAUGGUGGAAAAUUUGGAUCCCUAAAGAGGCAUACACAGAAUCAUGAGACGUUUUGCGACAGACACGGCAGUCGUCUCACAAUGUCAUUUCGAAUGGCAAAGACGACGCCUGCGUCGCCUCGCUCUGUCUUUGGGCGGCCGCUUCAGAGAAGAUGCAGCUGGUACCCAUCUCCCCAAUUUGGCCUGUUCGGAGAAGCAGGUCUCGCUGAGAACUGCGAUGUCCACUUUGUACCACGCCAGAUCUUGAGCGACGAGUGCUGUACUCCCUUUCGGUCGAUUGCUCCUCGAAUUGUUUAAAAGAUGAUGAACAUUCUAAGCUGCUGGAGUGAGCGCCCUCACCUUGGCAGCCUGUGCUGUGAGACGGAGGGGAAGGGGAUGAAAUUGGUUUUUAAUUGUAGUUUUUCGACUGCAAUUUUUGCAUUUGCGAGCCACGGUAUACUAGCAGAUGACUUGAUUUCCUAGCAUUUGCUCAGAGCACCUUUCUAAUCCCUUCCCCACCAAGGAGUUAACAGUGCUAUCCAAAAAUGGACUUGCUUAGACAUCUCGGACGGCCACCGAACCCCACUUUGGGUCACAGCUUGAUUUGACGGGUGAGCUACCCGACUUGGCCUGCUCUGCCUACGUGAUUAAAUGUCGCCCUCUCCACAGGCUUUCUGAAGUGGAAGGUGGGAGAGGGGAACGAGAGGAAGGGGGAUGAAAGAGUGAAAGGGAAGGGACGGGAAGUAAGGGGCAAGAGAGGAACGGAAUAUUAACAUAAUAUUAACAUAUUAAUAUAUUUCGGACCGUGCCUGAAAAGGCCUGUUUCGAAAGAGUUACUCCAAGUUCGCGCAUUAAUUUCCUCGGAAAUUAAGCAAGGCAAAUAUUAACAUUGUUAUAAGGUGUGGGGAACACACAGCACCAAGUUCCCUUAUCUGGUUUAGCCCGCCGGUCGAGGCGGUUACCGGGCUGUGGUCGCUAGGCAGAGCUUCUGAGAGCCACAUGUGAGAGUUGGACGCCAGCUAGGUACCGUGAGGAGCAGCUGUGGUGCGACUUACCACUCGUGCACAGCUGUCCUUGCAUGGGCACCCUUACAUCUCACGCGCUGCAUAACUACAAUCAGUUAGCUCUAAGGCUCUACCUAAACUAAUAAUCAUUCGAAAAGUUACUUUUGCACUCCCUGAGUGAAAGUAAAUUAGAAUAUGUUUGCAAAAUAAGAAUCAAACACAGGUCCAACCUGAGAGUUUGAAGCCCCAGGAUCUACGUUCAAAUGGAGUCUGACAUUCACACACGCCAGUCACAUUCCCAUUAGCAUUGGCCGCCCAUAAUUUGUUAUAGAUUAUGUAUUUUCGAUCCGCCCUUUUAUCCUGAAAUCUAAGCGCAUUUGAAUUCAACGACUGGGGAAUUCUCUGACUCCAUUAUGAUCGAUAGCACUGAUAUCUUGUGUCACUUCCAUCAACUUCUCUGCAUGUAAUUCUCUUCGUACGAAAUCAUUAGUGCACAUGUGCAGAUACUGGGCGUCUUUUUUACAAGAAUACAAGGCGCAGAUCGGUUUUAACAUUGUCAAAUUCAUCAAUAUAGCUGUGUAGUAAUCGCACGAGAGCUUAGAGAAGUAGUAAAAUAUGUAUGUGGUUUGCGGUUUAACUCUCUCUCUCGGACAAGUGCUCGAACUGGAAGUUCAGAAAACUAUUUCGCCGAGCUUCCCCAGAACACAAAACAGUAAUGGUUCAAGAGGUUUGCCUAUGGAUCACGGCAUAGGUUCCGGAAAUUAAAGCAGUCAUUUUCAGGACCGGAUUGCAUAAUAUAAGCAAUGCUGGAAACUCUGAGUUUCCCACUAGUUUAUCCAAACUCUUGCAAUAGUGUCAUGCACCAACAAAAAGCUACGGAUCCCAUGCUUGAAAUUUAAUGCAGCACCACUACUGUGCUACUGAACACUGCUAUUGAGGCCAAAGAAGUGUGUUUCUCCACACGUCUUAUACCGAUGCCAGUCGGAAGUCUGUGUUCGUGGUCAUCCAGUCUCAGGGCUGAGCCAUGUGUAGUUGCGUUUCUUAGGGGUUUUCUGCCAAAAAUUCAGCUUUUUAAGGAAUUUUAUGACGUCGUUUAAAAGUACUUAGCGAACAGACCGUUAAAUUAUCAGAACCAGCUUUCUCAGUUGCAAUAUUCGCGCUGAAAACUGACCAGUUAGUCAGAACGUUACAUGCGCAUACUUGUCAACAUAAAGCGGAAUGUGCCACCACAGUCAUUACGUCUGCUUGGGGAAAAUAAUAAAAAAACCUUAUAUUGAAUGGGCAAAAACAGACAGUGUUCCACCGCGGUUGAAAUAAUUUAAUUCGAUGCGCAGUCUUUGAAAGAAGACCUCGGCAUAAAUUUUGAUGCUACUGUCGCUAACGGCUACAUCAUGCAAGAACAGAGGAAUGCCGUCGUCGAAAGCUGUCACCAAACGCCUGAACAGAUGAUGAAGCUCGAGGCCGCCAGAAAGGGGCAUGUGUUCUGCGGAUAAUAAUACCCAAACGUUACUGCCUGACUGCUGGUCACCCUUUGUGGCGUCGCGUAAAAUGGCCGAGACUAGAUGGGGAAUUUGCCUAUACCUCGAAAACCUGGACAAAUGAAGUGAAUUAUUUUAAAUCUUCCAGAACACCUCUGAAUUAGGUGAGCCUGGUAGUCAGCUGGUGGAUUCUAGAUGUAUUACUUAGGAAAUACUGCUUGGCCAGUCAGUUUCUUGUAUCAGAUUUUGUGGAUUCCAGACGUUGCGGUAAGUUGGGCGGGUAAACGUGACCCAAAUGUAAUUAAACUCGCGUCCUCCGGUGGGGCCUCGUAGCUCAGAUGGUUAGAGCCUUGGCUGUACUAAAGCCUUCCCUUGUUGUCGUGGGUUCGAAUCCCACCGAGGCACCGAGUUCUUCACAGUUGUAUCAGAGUGAAAUAUACUCUGUUGAGGUCAGAAGUAUCAAUGCAAAAUAGGAGAAAUGCGAGUCGGCAUCGUGAACUGUACGUUGGCCAUACAGGAGUUGCGUUGGACCAAUGCGGUAACCGAAUCAGAGACCGCCACUUGUUAUUGGGCCGCACACCCAUAACAAAUGCUUUACGUGGGGCGGGGGUGUGUGCCAGUACGCUUAGAUUCAGAAUUAGCCCCCCCGAACGGGCCACGUGGUAGAUGGGCUGAACCAGCACCGGGCCAUUAUCGGAUUGCGCGCCACAACAAAUGCCAACAUUUCGGGGGUGCGUUGGCAGACCCCGUUGCCGGCAGACGUCACGCAUGCCUGGACCUCUGCCGCCCCCAUUGUUGUUGUUGGUUAAAAAAACCUGGCCAUUUUCUGUGUUGACCAGGGGGUGUGGAGUGGGGGGUGUGUCGAUCGCGCCAUCCACCUGCGCCCUCCCCGGCCACCGGUCCUCUUGACUAUGUCUUGACACCGGGUCCAGGUGGGGGGGGGGGGGAGAGUGCGGCAGAUGCUGUGCAAGUUUGCGCACAAGUCACCAUCCCUGCUUUCACCCUGCUGUAGAGCAUAGAGUGGACAUCGUCGAAAUCGACGGUAGAACGAUGUGUAGAUGGAGAAUCACCUCGUGCCAACCACUUGUCCGAUCCCCCUCCAGUUUUUUGGCUUUGUUAUGAUACCGAGUCCGGGAGGGUGAGGAAAAAAAGAGAAUGCGGUAGAUGCGACGUAAGUCUGCUAUUAUUAUAAGCUAACUCACACGCAAGUCACCGUCCCUGCAUCCACUAUGCUGUUGGAAACGGUGGACAUCGUCGGUAACGACGAUCAUACUGUCAUCAUAACACAAGGCCAAAUAAACUGAUAAAAUGUACGAUCAUACUUUCUUUUUCAUGCGCCGGAAAUAACCUGAAUUUCGCUCAUCUUGUAAACCGAAAAGAAUAGUACUUUAGUCGCAUGAUGUCCAUUAAUGUAGGGCAAACAGAAUCAGAAGUUACACACGUAAAUUUUUAGCAAAUUACAAAAAGAAAUGCAAUGAUAGUGCACGUUAUUACCUGUAAAAUGCACGCGCCCUGCAUUUUAAAACUCUUAUAUAGCAUUGUUUCAAAAUUUUGCAAGCGUUAUGCAGCUGUUAUAUCACAGGUUAGGGAAUGGAGCAAUUUCGGGGAAUUUUUGACUUCCGGAAUUUUUGUACAUGAGUCAACUUGGUGUGAAAGUGUUUGUAUUUUCUAGUAACAAACGUCGAUGGAAAUAGAAUGGGACAGCACAAGCUCAUAUGCUACUUUUCUGAAUGGUAAGUCCUUUGGAUGAGACCACUUACGUUGAAGUCGCAGACCCGGUGGACGGAAAAGAAACGCUGAUUGAUAAUCACCAUGAGCCGUCCAAGUACACGGACGAAGACGAAACUUUUACGUGCUCUUCUUAAGAAGAACUAAACGAAGGUCACUUAGGCGCGAUAAGGUGCCCAGGCCGCUCUACGGAAAAUACAUUUAAAUGUCGUGGCCGUGUACAUUGUGUUAUUACAACUGAGUUUUAGUAUAUCUGCUUCGUUAUCGUUACAAACCUCUGGAAAUAGUCCUAUCACUUUUAUUAGAACUCCCGAAGUUGCUCCGAGCUUGACACACCUUCCUAAUUCAGGCCGCUCAAAAAUUCUUUGCGAAAAGUAAACGAGUGUAUGAAGAGUUCACUUCAGUAACGGUGAAUGCAAUGUGUUGAUAAUCGAAGUAAGUGCGUCAACGCUUGACUACUUUUUAGCUCCCUCAGAAAGCCAAUAAGAUCAUUUUUUGUGGACUACAGACCUUUAUCCGACUUGACAGUAUCGUUCCCCAUCUUGACUUGUACAGCUGAUGAUCGAAGUAACGAAGUCGAAGCGACUCGUCAUAUUCUGCUCUGGGGAGGAUAACGACUUGACAAGGACCCUUGGAAGAGCUCUUGCACGUGUCAGAUCACUGCUACGGCUGGUCAAGAAGGACUACACACCACCCUAUUUCGUGGGCUUUCUUCCAUGGGAAAAACUCAAACAUUCGGAGCGGUUUGAAAAACACGUUAGUUCUAUGCAUUAUAGUUCUAUUCUUAUCCGCGCCAGUGGCCGAUUUUUUGUGUCACGUCAGCGGGUCAGUUUAUGAGUUCUUGAAUAGUGAACAUAGUGCGCUUGAAUACUUUGACUAUCUGCCGUGAGGCAUAUUACCUUGGCAUGCGUCUCAGCAAAAUGUCAACAGUCGCAUUAUUUUCGAUAGCCGCCAAGUCAACCACCAUCGUGGUCUAGAGAGGUCUUCGAGAUGGCCAGAGCUGGUUGUGUGGACAUGUAUGAAGACAUGGGCCGAGCUCAUUUGAGGUAGGUAGAAAAGGAAUGUU
Molecule: messenger RNA, 10628 nt
Organism: Spirometra erinaceieuropaei
Lineage: Eukaryota; Metazoa; Platyhelminthes; Cestoda; Diphyllobothriidea; Diphyllobothriidae
Source: the annotation of a GenBank genome assembly